Molecule: messenger RNA, 2678 nt
Organism: Canis lupus familiaris (dog)
Lineage: Eukaryota; Metazoa; Chordata; Mammalia; Carnivora; Canidae
Gene: B3GNT9
Product: UDP-GlcNAc:betaGal beta-1,3-N-acetylglucosaminyltransferase 9
Exons: 2
Coding region: 6-1436 (476 amino acids)
Cellular component (GO): membrane
Molecular function (GO): hexosyltransferase activity
Source: RefSeq, a predicted model, not a curated record
UCCAGAUGUCCAGGCGCGCACAGCUGGAGGGUCACGUGGCGGCGGCCGCGGCCCCCCCUUCCUGCCAACGCUGCAUUUGGCCCAGGCCCCGUCCCUGGCUGCCCUUGGGACCCCGCGCCGAGCCCCGGAGGCCCUGGCGUCCGGGGCCGCGCCGCUCCCAAGGGACAAGCGUGCAGGACCCCAAGGAGCGACGUGGGGGCGCGGGCGCCAGCCGCUCGGACAUGAGGCGGAGGCUGCGCCUCCGCGGGGACGCGUCUCUCACGCUGCUCCUGGGCACCGCCCUCGGCCUCCUUCUCUACGCGCAGCGCGAGGGCGCGGCCCCGACGACCGGCGCCCCCCGGCCGCAAGGGGAGGCCGAGCCGGGGCCCACCCCAGGCCUCCGCGUCUUCCCGGCCCCGGACGCAGGCGCCGCCGCGGCCCCGCCGGCCUACGAAGGGGACACGCCGGAGCCGCCCACACCCACGGGGCCCUUUGACUUUGGCCGCUACCUGCGCGCCAAGGACCAGCGGCGCUUCCCCCUGCUCAUCAACCAGCCGCACAAGUGCCGAGGGGAUGGCUCGCCCGCGGGGGGACCCGACCUGCUCAUCGCCGUCAAGUCGGUGGCGGCGGAUUUCGAGCGGCGCCAAGCCGUGCGCCAGACGUGGGGUGCUGAGGGUCGCGUGCAGGGGGCGCUCGUGCGCCGCGUGUUCCUGCUGGGCGUGCCCCGGGGCGCGGGCACCGACGGGGCCGACGCCGAGGGGGAAGGCCCACGGAGCCACUGGCCUGCCCUGCUGCGUGCCGAGAGCCGCGCCUACGCGGACAUCCUCCUCUGGGCGUUCGACGACACGUUCUUCAACCUAACGCUCAAGGAGAUCCACUUCCUGGCCUGGGCCUCGGCCUACUGCCCCCAGGUGCGCUUCGUUUUUAAGGGCGACGCAGACGUGUUUGUGCACGUGGGAAACCUGCUGGCGUUCCUGGCGCCGCGGGACCCGGCGCAGGACCUGCUCGCGGGUGAUGUGAUCGUGCAGGCGCGUCCAAUCCGCACGCGGGCCAGCAAGUACUACAUCCCGGAGGCUGUGUACGGCCUGCCCGCCUACCCAGCCUACGCGGGUGGUGGCGGCUUUGUGCUCUCGGGGGUCACGCUGCGUCGCCUGGCCGACGCCUGCGCGCAGGUUGAGCUUUUCCCCAUUGACGACGUGUUUCUGGGUAUGUGCCUCCAGCGCCUUCGGCUCACACCCGAGCCUCACCCUGCUUUCCGCACCUUUGGCAUCCCUCGUCCUUCAGCCGCGCCGCACUUGCGCACCUUUGACCCCUGCUUUUACCGAGAGCUGGUGGUAGUGCACGGGCUCUCGGCCUCGGACAUGUGGCUUAUGUGGCGCCUACUGAACGGGCCCCAAGGGCCAGCCUGCGCCCGUCCAUGGCCUGUCGCUGCUGGCUCUUUCCAGUGGGGCCCCUAGCCACCUUCAUGGCCCCAAGAGCCUCUCACUAAGACCCAGUAGGAUUACUGCCGUGUAUGUAGUUCUUUCCCAGAGGUACACUUCAAAAUCUAGCCUCCUACCCCUGAAAGUCUGCCUCAAGUCCCUAGGGAAUGAAGAUUGAGCUUGGCUCCUGCACACCUACCCUACUGGGAAGUGAUCUAGAAGCAACUGAAUGGUAGCUCUUCGAGACAGCCAGGACUGAGGCCAAAGAGCACCAAGCCCCACCAAACAGGUGGACAUGUUUGGUCCUCCUAGCACCAAGUAGGUUUUAGGGGGUUGGGGAUAGGUGGUGGCAGAGGCUCACGGAAUCGUACCAUACUCCUUGAUUUGGAAGUCCCUGAGUGAUACACAUGCAGAUCUUUCUCAAGGCUGGAAGAGGUGCGGGGGCCUGGCCUCAGUCCUCAUGGAACUGAAAGGCAUUUUGCUAUAACUCAAUCUGAAGGUAGGCAUUUUGAUUCCCAUCUGUCCCUCCAAAUUGGAUUUUCAGCCAUGUACUCACCUUUAGAUCGUCUUCAGAGGUCUUCUUUCCUGAAGCCAACCCCUCCUAGGCCCUGGUCUGCCUGGACCACCACGGAUGGAGACACACUGAGUUGCCUGGUCCUACCUAGAGUCUUUCUCCACCACACAAGAAUUUGCACACACACACCAGUCUCCUACUUGAAGCUGUGCUGCCCCACUCCAGAGAGGCAAGGAACCUAAGAUGACUCUACCAUAAAACUUCCCAUAUUGUUCACCCACUUUCUUGAAAAUCAACACUCCCAUGCUUAUUUUAGUACAAACAUCCAGCAACAGCGCAUGGUGAGCCGCUGCUGAGGGCAUAGGUCUUUAUUGGAGGGGUAUGGGCAGGGCAUGAGGAGGGUUCCCCUAUUCUAGGAAGAUGGGAAUAGUCCUGGCUGCCCCUACAGUGGGAUGUGUGUGUGUGUGUUUGGGGGGGGGGGGGGGUUCUGGCCAGGCCACAGUCCAAAUGGGAAGACACUAGUCAGUCACAAAAUUAUGGGAGUGCCACAUAAGGCUGGCUGUACGCCCAGGAACCACUUAGGAGCCUGGGGCAGGUCCCCUGCACAUUCAUUGUUAAACUCUACAGGAUGAGGCUGUACAUGAGUUAAUUACAAAAGAGUCAUAUUUACAAAAAUCUGUACACACAUUUGAAAAACUCACAAAAUUGUCAUCUAUGUAUCACAAGUUGCUAGACCAAAAUAUUAAAAAUGGGAUAAAAUUAUA